Messenger RNA from Lynx canadensis (Canada lynx), 1801 nucleotides. It is a transcript of the gene TMEM273, whose product is annotated as transmembrane protein 273. NCBI's taxonomy places the organism in Eukaryota, Metazoa, Chordata, Mammalia, Carnivora, Felidae. The record is from RefSeq and is a predicted model, not a curated record. The coding region runs from base 100 to 591 and encodes 163 amino acids. The transcript is spliced from 7 exons.
GCCUUGUCUGUCACGCGGAAUGUGGCUUCUGUCCCUCACAGCCUUGGGUCAGACAGCCACAGUGCUUGCUCGGAGGGGAGCCAGGAGCAGAAAGCCAGCAUGGGCUCCGGGGCCAGCAUGCUGAGAGCCCUCCUCCUUCUCCUAGCUCCCUGGGAUUCGACCUUGCAGGACGUCCGGGGCCUCUCAGUGCAAGUCGCGUGGCUCAGACCCUGCGUUCCACUUCUCUUGGCCUUUGGGCCCAUUGUCAAGUCUUCAAUGCCUUUGGUUCCUCAUUCAUCAAAGGCAGAUGUUGGAGUGUUAGCAACCGGCAAGUCUGCUGGGGCCGAAAUUGAUAUCAAGUACGCCAUCAUCGGGACGGCUGUGGGCGUUGCCAUAUCGGCUGGCUUCUUGGCCCUGAAGAUCUGCAUGAUCAAGAAGCACUUGUUUGAUAAUGACUCCUCGGACCUGAGAAACUCAAACCUGGGCUUCAACGAUUCGGUCACACUAAAGAAGAGAGUCCCAAGGAAGCACAUGACGCCAGGUUCUCUCACUGUUGGUAAUGCUGUGUCUGAUCACUUGGUUAAGGAAGCGACUGCUAGACCUCUGUGUUAGGGAGACCAAUUUUCCUCUUUAGAUGCACGAGUGAUUGAACUCUAGAUGAGUGGCCUCUUCAGGAGAAGAGGUUGGGAGGUCUGGACAGCUGCCCACAGCAUCGGUCUCAGAGAUGUCUUGAAGUUGAGCUUCCAAAGCUCUUGAAGGAUCUUCAUAUGGAACUCAAUACCCAGGGCAAGUAAUAGAUCUAUAGUGUCUCUGUCUUGAGGGAAAAUAUCGAUUCUCUUCCACAAGAAGCUGACUGCAUAGAGUGAGGCACGAGCACUUUAUCCAGAAGUAAGAAAUAUGGAAGUCAAUAAAUCUAUUCUGCCUAUCCUGGUUCUCCAUGGAGGAGCUGUUCACGCUUCUAUGAUAGCAUUGUGUCCAUAUCAAUGGAACCUACCCAUAGCAAAUGGCUUAUGGAAAUGGGGACCAAAGUCAAGACACAGCCUCCUUAACACCUCCAUCUAUCAACAGGUAUGCAUCAUUUUCUAGAACUGUUGGCCUCAACUUCUCAGUUGCCAUGAGUCCCUCUGCAAAAAUUCAGGGGUGCUGAAACAUGAAGACCAUGGGGCCAUCUCCAGUCUUAUAAAUGAAAGACUGACCUUCUACAGGAAGAAAUGGAGGGCUGGGCUGGAGAGGAAGGUGUCUCAGUGACCGUGGGAUGGCCUGCAGCUCUGCAGCUCUUUGAAUGAUGGAACCAACAAUGAAAAAGCUGAUGGUGUGCCUUAUAGGGAGCUACACAAAUGUAGGGGAUUAUCAUCAUGCUUAUGGCAUUAUCUUGUGGUACAAAUGUGAAUGACUUUUGCAUGGAGGACAUGACUGGCAGAGGCUUAGGAACCCCCCCGUCUUUUUAUUAUUGCCAUGAACCUAAGGUUCUGUGACACAGGCCCCAUUAACAUUUCUCUCCCCCAUAAUAUUAACAUUGCAUUUCUGGGGCUGCACUAUGGAAUACUCUCUGCCUUUCCAAUUCAACAGAAAUCUGAGUGGUUGUGUCGACUGGUUCUCAUUGGAUUGGGUUACUCUCCUUGUGUGUGAUGAAAGAUGAGCAAUAUUUCAAAACAAAGUACUGUGUUGUAAUAAUUUGCCUGGAUUCCCAGGGUGUCUUUUAUCUGACUUGAUAACAACGUAGUUCAUUAGCAGCCUUUGUUAACUGAUAACCUAAAGCGGUAACAUGAUACUCAUAAGCAAUUUUCUGUGUGUAAGAUAGAAUAAACCAUCUUGUAAGGUA